This is a messenger RNA of Debaryomyces fabryi, 4929 nucleotides long. RefSeq lists its product as uncharacterized. Gene Ontology annotation, biological process: transmembrane transport. Bases 1 to 4929 code for a protein of 1642 amino acids. Gene Ontology annotation, cellular component: fungal-type vacuole; fungal-type vacuole membrane. Lineage: Eukaryota; Fungi; Ascomycota; Pichiomycetes; Serinales; Debaryomycetaceae. The record is from RefSeq and is a predicted model, not a curated record. Gene Ontology annotation, molecular function: ABC-type peptide transporter activity; ATP hydrolysis activity; ATP binding. The transcript has a single exon.
AUGCUGUAUCAGAAUAGUACGUGCCCCUUUUGGGUGUUCGACGAUAUAACAAGGUGUUCUAGAGAUAAUUAUUUAGAUUUUGGUUUACCGUUAAUAUUAUUAAUAGCAUCAUCACUGGUUUUAGUGAUUAAAAGUACAAAAUCCAUACUAAAGAGGAAUAAGUCUAUCAAACUACAAGAUGGAGAGACAAGACCUCUCUUGUCCAACUCUGGUGCUUAUGGGACGAUUGAAGAAGAAGAGCCCAGAAAGGACGCGAUUAAGAAAGCCCAUUUCGACCUUAAUCGUUUGACUGAUACCAAUGAGGAUGGUUCACCACACGGCCAUAUUCAAGAAGUAUAUAAGAAUGCAUGUGAAAGAUUUAGAGUGUCCCUAGAGUAUUUGCUAGUUGCGCUACAAUUGGGAAUUUCCCUUUCUGCAUUCUUUGUCAGGGACCUUCGUAAGGAAUGGAAAAACACCCCUUAUGUCCCAGUGACGAAAGCUUUAUUUUGGGCUUAUUUAUUUACUAUCUGUACUAUCCGUACUAUAAAUUUAAAGAAGGUCACAAUUCGUUUACCCAACUUAUGGGUUCAUUCCACCACAUUAUAUUUCUUUAACUUUUUCCCUGCCAUCCUUAUUUUCAGAUCUGUUUUGAUUGGCCAUAUUAAGAAUAAAACAGUUCGUACUUUCUAUAUCACAGAAUUUGUCAUUGCGUCUAUCUUGUUAAUUUUGAACUUCACGGCAAGUAGUGGCGAUAAACCUUCAAAAUUAUAUGUUACUACUGAUGGUGUCAAGCCAUCACCGGAAACAGUUUCUAGUAUUUUGUCAUUCACUACUUAUUCGUGGUUGGAUAAAAUGGUUUUUCAAGCUUAUAAGAAUCCCUUAGAGAUGAAUGAUAUUUGGAGUUUAAGACGUGAUGAUUAUGCCCUCCUUGUUUUGCAAUCAUUCGAAGCCAGUAAAUCAACGGCAAAGUUCACUAUUAAACUUUUUUCACAUUUUAAGUAUUUAUUUGCAGUUCAGGCAUUUUGGGCCGUUGUUCAAUCUAUAACCGUAUUCAUCCCAUCAUUAUUGUUGAAAAGGAUUUUAGAAUACGUUGAUGAUCCAAUUUCCACACCAAAGAAUUUGGCUUGGACUCUUGUAUGCUUAAUGCCGUUUAUUAAGAUGUUGGAUUCUAUAGCCUCAGGUUGUUCUUUAUUUUUGGGUAGAAGAGUCUGUUUAAGGAUGAAAGCUAUUCUUAUUGGUGAAAUCUAUGCAAAAGCUUUAAGAAGAAAAAUCACGGUAUCUGAGGUUUCCAAGAAUGAUGCUGAUUUAGACGACAAGACCAAGAAGAGCAAGAAAAACAAAGACAAGAAGAAGAAGAACGAUAAAGAAGAAGAUCCAAGUAAUACGGCUGAAUUAGGUGCGAUUAUUAAUUUAAUGUCUAUUGAUGCUUUCAAAGUGUCUGAAAUUUGUGGUUAUCUCCAUUUUUUUGUUGGGGCUUUUUUUAUGAUUAUUAUCUGUAUUACUUUAUUAUAUGGUCUUUUAGGUUGGAGUGCCUUAGUAGGUGCUAUUUCAAUUGUUGCUUUAUUACCGCUUAAUUACAAAAUUGCGUCAUAUAUAGCUGGGUUGCAAAAGAGAAUGUUGUCUAUCACGGAUAAGAGAAUUCAAAAGUUAAAUGAAACCUUCCAGAGCAUAAGAAUUAUCAAAAUUUUUGCCUGGGAAAAUAAGUUUUUCGAAAGUAUUAUGAAAGUCAGAAAUGAAGAAGUACAUGAAUUGAAAUUGAGACUGGCAUCCUGGGCUGCUGGUGCAUUCGUCUGGUUUAUUACUCCAACAUUGAUUACAUUACUUUCUUUUUACUGUUAUACUGUUAUUGAGGGCAAUACGUUAACUGCACCUAUUGCUUUCACAGCAUUGUCCUUAUUUACUUUAUUAAGAACCCCAUUAGAUCAAUUAUCCGAUAUGACUUCAUAUGUUGUACAAUCCAAGGUCUCUUUAGAUAGAAUUGGUGAAUUCUUGGAUGAAGAAGAGACUUCGAAAUAUGAGCAAUUAGGUCAAACUCCAGGUCCAAACUCUCCAACUGUUGGAUUUGAAGAAGCAUCUUUCGCAUGGAACUUAAAGUCUGAAAAUGAUUUCAAAUUAAGAGAUCUUAAUAUUGAUUUUAAAGAAGGAAAAUUGAAUGUUGUCAUCGGUCCUACAGGAUCUGGUAAGACGUCGUUGUUAUUGGCUUUGUUAGGAGAAAUGGACUUAAUAUCUGGUAAGGUUUUCUUACCUGGCAUUAUUUCAAGAGACCACUUGGUUGUAGACCCUAGAACUGGUUUAACUGAUUCCGUAGCCUACUGUUCACAAUCAGCAUGGUUAUUGAAUGAAUCUAUCAAGAACAACAUUACAUUCUCUUCUCCAUUUAAUCAGAUUCGUUAUGACAAAGUUAUAGAAGCUUGUGGUUUAAAGCGUGAUCUUGAGAUUUUAAGUGCUGGAGAUGCAACUGAAAUUGGUGAAAAGGGUAUUACUUUAUCUGGUGGUCAAAAACAAAGAGUCUCUUUGGCCAGAGCAUUGUACUCAAAUUCGAAAAAUGUUUUACUUGAUGAUUGUUUGUCCGCAGUUGAUUCACAUACGGCGUUAUGGAUUUAUGAAAAUUGUAUCUCUGGACCUUUGAUGGAAAAUAGAACCUGUAUUUUGGUUUCCCAUAAUGUUGCAUUAACCGUUCAAAAGGCUGAAUGGAUUAUUGUUAUGGAAAAUGGUAGAGUUAAAACUCAAGGUAAUCCUGAAGACUUAUUGAAGACUGGUGACUUAGGAGAUGACGAUUUGGUUGCAUCUUCUGUUGCAAAUUCACGUAGCCAAUCUUCUGUUAACUUGAAAUCUUUAGAUGAUAAAAAUUCCGAAAUGAAAGCUAAAAGUGCUGCGAUUGAAGCCAAAUUACAGACAAUUGCAGACCAACCUGAAGAUGAUAUUAAGACUGAUGGUAAAUUAGUAGAAGAAGAAGGAAAGUCCAUUGGUAUUGUUGGUUUCGAUGUUUACAGCGGGUAUGCAAAACUUCUCGGUGGUUACUCGACUUGGACUGUUAUCCUUCUUGCUUUUGGUGUUUCUCAAGGUGUCUACAUGCUUCAAUCAUGGUGGUUAAGAAACUGGUCGUUAGAUAGCGAGAAGUCAAGUGAGUUCUUUAUGAGUAAGAUUGCAUUAGCCUCUGUUGGUACGACUUAUGAUUUUUCCCAGCUUAGACAACUACCAAUUGUUAAUACUAUUGUUGGAGCGUCAUCUUUGGUAGCUUCUAGUGUUUCAAAAGUAAAUGCUUAUAAAGAGGAGAAUAACACUUUAUAUUAUAUUACUAUAUAUGCUGUUAUUGGUAUUAGUUAUGCCAUCUUUGCAUGUAUUAGAGUUGUUGUCACUUUCUUUGCGGGUAUCCAAGCCUCAAAUAGAAUUUUCAAAAAAGUAUUAACUUCUGUUCUAGGAGCUAAGUUGAGAUUCUUUGAUAAAACUCCACAAGGACGUAUUAUGAAUAGAUUUUCAAAGGAUAUUGAAUCUGUCGAUCAGGAGCUUAUGCCAUUUGCUGAAGGUGCAUUUAUUUGUGUUGUGCAGUGUGUUUCUACCUUAGUGCUUAUUACGUUUAUUACUCCCGGCUUUUUAAUUUUUGCAUUUAUUAUUUCUUUCUUAUACUACUUAGUUGGUAUAUUCUAUGUUACCACCUCAAGAGAAUUGAAGAGAUUUGAGUCGAUUACUAAGUCUCCAAUUCACCAACAUUUCUCUGAAUCUUUGACAGGUGUUGCAAGUAUUAGAGCUUAUGGGGUUGAAACAAGAUUUAUGAAACAAAACUUGAAUUCUAUUGAUAAAAAUAAUAGACCAUUUUUCUACUUAUGGGUUGCAAAUAGAUGGUUGUCAUUCCGUAUUGAUGCUGUUGGGUCAUUAGUUAUGUUUUUCUCGGGAGUUUUUGUAUUACUUUCGAUUGGUAAAAUUGAUGCUGGUUUAGCUGGUUUAUCUUUAUCAUAUGCAAUCGCAUUUUCAGAAAGUGCUUUAUGGGUUGUUCGUCUUUAUGCUACUGUUGAAAUGAAUAUGAACUCUGUCGAAAGAUUGCAAGAAUAUUUCACAAUUGACCAAGAACCACCUCAAGAAAUCCCUGAAACUGAGCCUCGUGCUACAUGGCCUGAAAGGGGUGAAAUUAAUGUUCAAGAUGUUUCUUUAAGAUACGCUCCUGAAUUACCCAGAGUUAUUAAGAAUGUUACUUUUGAUGUGGAACCUAAUAAUAAGGUUGGUAUUGUUGGUCGUACUGGUGCAGGUAAAUCAACUAUCAUCACUGCUUUUUUCAGAUUUUUAGAUCCUGAAACAGGAAGCAUUUUUAUUGAUGGUGUAGAUAUUACAAAGAUAGGUUUGCGUAAUUUGCGUCAAGCAAUUACCAUUAUUCCUCAAGAUCCAACCUUGUUUACAGGUACAAUUAGAUCCAAUUUAGAUCCUUUCGAUCAAUACACUGAUGCUCAAAUAUAUGAGGCCUUAAGACGUGUUAACUUGAUCAGCACAGAGGAGUUGACGACUGGUUCUACUAAUGAAUCGAGUGAAAAUCAGAAUAAAUUCACAAACCUUGACUCUGCUGUCAGUGAGGGUGGUAAUAACUUAUCACAAGGUCAAAGACAAUUAAUGUGUUUAGGAAGAUCUUUAUUAAAGAGUCCUAAGGUUAUUUUACUUGAUGAAGCUACUGCUUCCAUUGAUUAUAAAUCAGAUGCCAUGAUUCAACAAACAAUUCGUCAAGAAUUUUCUAAUUCAACUAUUUUGACUAUUGCGCACAGAUUAAGAUCUAUUGUUGACUAUGAUAAGAUCUUAGUUAUGGAUGCCGGUAGGGUAGUUGAAUAUGAUAAUCCAUACGUCCUUAUCGCGAAUAAGAAUUCUUUAUUCUACAGUAUGUGUGAAAACAGUGGAGAGUUGGAUUCUCUUACAAAGCUCGCAAAGGAAACUUAUGUUAAGAACAAAAAUAAAGCAAUCAAGCCUUAA